Messenger RNA from Vigna radiata var. radiata (mung bean), 1649 nucleotides. RefSeq names its product lysM domain-containing GPI-anchored protein 1. The record is from RefSeq and is a predicted model, not a curated record. NCBI's taxonomy places the organism in Eukaryota, Viridiplantae, Streptophyta, Magnoliopsida, Fabales, Fabaceae. The transcript has 5 exons. The coding region runs from base 89 to 1330 and encodes 413 amino acids.
AGUGGUAAUAAUUAAAUUAGUUUUUAUAAAUGAACAGUCCUUCACCUAACAGUUUUGGUCCAAUUAAUGUAAGACUUGUGAGUAUGGAAUGGAAGGAAUCCUUCUAUUUCUACUUUCCUGGCCUGCAUCUGCAUACAAAAAAAUGAGAAAUUCUUUGCAGUUUGUUUGGCCUGGGAUCUUGUGUUUGAUGUUACUGAGUUUUGAAUAUGAAGUUGAAACAAAGUCCACCAUUGAAGCAUGCAAUUCCUCAGACUCAUGCCCCUCUCUCCUCUCUUAUCUCUUGCCAUGGGACUCCAAAGUAUCAGAAAUCGCGACUCGUUUCCAUGUAAACGCCUCUGAUAUCUUGGCGUCCAACUCUCUCUUCCCCAUAACAUCAUCAAGUGCACACCAAAUCCUGAGGGCCAAAACGUUUGUCAAAAUACCCAUCUUCUGCUCUUGUGUGGAUGGCAUCCGAAGGUCCAUGUCAACCGUCUACACUGUUCGUGCAGCAGACACAGCUGCGUCCAUAUCAGAAGGUUAUGGUGGGUUGGUCAGUGGUGAACAAAUCAAGAUUCUGAACAGCAUCAAUGGCAGCAACCCCUUGAGGAAUGGAGGCACCAUUGUUAUUCCACUGCCAUGCACAUGUUUUAACAACGUUAACAAUGGGGGAACCGCUGUUUACAUGUCAUAUGUUGUGCAGAGAAGAGAGAGCCUGAGCAGCAUAGCAGCAAAGUUUGGUACAACUAUUUCGGACUUGAAAGCUGUCAAUGGCUUUUCGGAACCUACGGUAGAUCCUGGAGACAUUAUAUCUCUUCCCAUUGCAGCAUGUUCAUCAGCAACCUUGAAAUGGUACGAUGAGAGUAUGAUAGUCCCAAAUGGCUCAUAUACAUUAACUGCCAGCAACUGCAUCAAAUGCAGUUGCCAACCAAUGGAUAUUACCAGGAUGCGAUGCGUUCCUUCUGGGCUAGCUGUUCCCUGCUAUAACUUACGUUGCAAACAAUCCAAUCUUAUUAUUGGCAGUGAAUGUGUUGAGCAUUCAGAAACAGCUUGCAAUGUGAUCCAAUGUGUUUACCGUGGCCACAGGGGUGGAAAAAUUCUGAGUAGUAUGAAGAACUCUUCUUACCUCCAGUGUCCUGAUAAUGUCUGUCAUAGACGACCAUCAUGUUGGCCUUUCUCAGCAUAUUCUGAAGACCCAUUUGGUAUGUCUCCGAAGACAUCCUCCUCCUUGCCACUGCCAGUUUCUAAAGCUUCUCAGAAGACUAGUGCCUUUAAUGGAAGGCUUGCUCCAUUUUUAAUCAAUGUGCUGCAAAUAUUCUUAUUUUUAAAGUUUAUCCUUUAUUUUCUGAUUUGAGAUUUGAGCACAUCUUGUAUUCAAUUCUACCUUACCCUUGUAUAAGAAAAGAAAGAUUUCACUUGUUUUUUGGGUGUACAAAGCCAUUGUUUUUACGGUUUUUUUUUUUUUCAUCCUCAAUAAACUUUGUCGCUUUGUUUGGUUUGGGGACUUAUUUUGAGAACAUUUUUCUGCACAUUUGAUUAUAGCAGAAUUCCGUUUAUUGUUCUUGAAGAACUGCAAGUGGAGCAAUUAGUCAGUUGUCAUUAUCAUUGUCCCUCGUUAGAAGCUACAUAUAUUACAGGUAAAAUUUCUAGAGCUAAGUUUUUGCAAAUUUGAA